Messenger RNA from Pungitius pungitius (ninespine stickleback), 2467 nucleotides. RefSeq names its product long-chain fatty acid transport protein 2-like. Bases 353 to 2215 code for a protein of 620 amino acids. Lineage: Eukaryota; Metazoa; Chordata; Actinopteri; Perciformes; Gasterosteidae. The transcript is spliced from 10 exons. Gene Ontology annotation, molecular function: long-chain fatty acid-CoA ligase activity; long-chain fatty acid transmembrane transporter activity. The record is from RefSeq and is a predicted model, not a curated record.
CUCGAGGUAUUCGAUUUUUGGCUACUUGUGUGAGACUUUAGAAUACUUGCUCAUACAGGAUCAUUUAGGACGAUGUGUUUUGCCACUGAAUGGGAAAUAUUAGUCGUAUUCAAAACACACGUUUCCAUGAGAUCAAGAGGGAAAAUACACUGCUAUGAAUUUCUAUUCAUGUUGGUAGAAAAUGGCGAAGCGAGAGACUGCCGUAGUGUUCAUUACUCCCCGGGGGGGGCGGAUCGGUCAAAGUUCGAGAGGCGUAAGCUGAACUGGUUCUAAUUGGUUUAGUGAGCUGUGUAAAGUUGAACCUUUCAGAAUUCAUCCUGCAGCCGGACUGACACUUUUCUUCCGAUCAACAAUGAUUGCAUAUACUCUAUAUACCGCUCUGACGGGUUUAGCCAUUUUACCAUUCAUUCUUUACCUGAGAAACCCAUAUUUGCUCCAAGAUUUACGUUACGCCAUUUCUGCGAUUCAAAUUGCCCUUUGUUUGAGAAAGUUCCAGAAGCGGAAACCUUUCUACAGUAUCCUGGAUUGUUUUCUGGACCAUGCGGCGAGGCAGCCGCAUAAGGAUUUCAUCCUGUUCGAGGAAAGCUCGUACACUUACAGCCAAGCGGACAAGGAGAGCAACAAAGUGGCCAGAGCUCUGUCCACGCAUGCGCACCUGACGCAGGGGGACACCGUGGCCCUCUUUCUGAGUAACGAGCCUCAGUUUGUGUGGAUCUGGCUCGCUGUGGCCAAGCUGGGAUGCACCGCUUCUUUGCUGAACCACAACAUCAGAUCCAAAUCUUUGCUGCAUUGCUUCUCCUGCUGUGAAGCCAAGGUGCUGGUCGCUGGUGCUGACCUGCGAGGGGCCGUUGAGGAAGUGUUGCCCGCCUUGAGCCAGCAGGGCGUCCGUGUGUUCAUCCUCAGUGAGGACUCCGAUGUGGAGGGCAUUGAAAGCCUCUCUGAUAAAAUUCGGCAUGCUUCAGAUGAGCCUCUGUCCCCUCAGCUUAGGGCCAGCAUUACCAUGAAGAGUCCUGCACUGUACAUCUACACCUCAGGAACCACAGGGCUUCCGAAGGCCGCCGUCAUCAACCACGAGAGAUUAUGGAUGUCAAGCUUUUUUCAGACCAUUGCUGCCGUGCGCUCAGAUGACAUCAUUUAUGUGUACCUGCCUCUUUACCACAGUUCUGGCUUUCUGAUGGGACUAUGUGGAGCCAUAGAGAAAGGUAUCACUGUUGUUUUAAGACGCAAAUUUUCUGCCUCCCAGUUCUGGAACGACUGUAGAAAGUACAACGUGACUGUUUUUCAGUACAUAGGAGAGAUUAUGCGGUACCUGUGCAACACACCAAAGAGAGACAAUGACCGAGAUCAUAAGGUACGAUUGGCUCUAGGGAACGGGAUAAGGGCCGACAUCUGGGCUGACUUCCUGCAACGUUUUGGGGACAUUUUUAUCUGUGAAUGCUACGGAGCGACAGAAGGAAAUGUCGGCUUUGUCAACUACUGUGGGAAAAUUGGAGCUAUUGGGAAAGAACAUUUUCUCCACAAAAUGGGAUGUCGGUAUGCCCUCAUACGGUACGACACAGAAAAACAGGAGCCAGUCAAAGACUCAAGAGGAUUUUGCAUUGAAGUCCCCAGAGGAGAGACCGGGUUGUUGGUGGCAAAAAUUGCAGAAAGGACACCUUUUAGCGGCUACGCCAAGAACAAUCAGCAGACAGAGAAAAAGAAGUUGAAGGAUGUGUUUGUUAAGGGAGACCUCUACUUUAACAGUGGCGACCUUCUAAAGAUAGACAGCGAGGGAUUUGUCUUCUUUCAGGACCGCAUUGGAGACACUUUCAGGUGGAAAGGAGAAAAUGUGGCAACGACAGAGGUGGCUGAUCAUUUACUUGCGGUGGACUGUGUUGAGGAGGCUAACGUCUACGGUGUGAAGGUGCCAGGUCACGAGGGAAGAAUCGGAAUGGCAGCGCUGAAGCUCAAAGUAGGCAUGGACUUUGAAGGCAAAGCUAUGUAUCAGCAUGUGAAGAACUUCCUCCCGAGCUACGCACGACCACGCUUCAUUCGCAUACAGGACGAACUGGCAGUAACUGGGACGUUUAAGCAAAUGAAGGUGAAGCUUGCAGAGGAGGGCUUCAACCCCAGCAACAUCAGGGACCAUUUGUUCUACCUGGAGGACAGCAAGGGCUACAUUCCCAUGACUCAGGAGAUAUUCAGCUCUAUCGCAGAGGGGACCAUCAGACUUUGAAUGAAUUCAGUGUUUAUUAUUCAAUUGCCACUUUACAAAUAGUACAUUUGAUUUAAAUGACGGAGGAUGCAAAAUAAAUAUGAGCAUUUCCGUACAGCACAUUUCACUUCUACGGAAAAUUGUGUACUGAAAUAUUUCACAGGAUAAAAAAUAAAAAACCUGAUUGUAAAUUAGCUAAACAAUCCAAAAUCAUGGACACAGAAUUACCAUAACAUUUCCAAUAGGCCCAGCACAAACCACGCUGCCGAAGUA